Molecule: messenger RNA, 2252 nt
Organism: Pichia membranifaciens NRRL Y-2026
Lineage: Eukaryota; Fungi; Ascomycota; Pichiomycetes; Pichiales; Pichiaceae
Exons: 1
Coding region: 80-2068 (662 amino acids)
Biological process (GO): proton transmembrane transport; sodium ion transport; vacuolar acidification
Cellular component (GO): early endosome; late endosome; fungal-type vacuole membrane
Molecular function (GO): sodium:proton antiporter activity
Source: RefSeq, a predicted model, not a curated record
CCUCAUUGUUCAGUUGUACAUUGGAACACAGAACAGAUUCCUUAGAGUCAGAAACCGCAGAAGUCUCAGGGCACAUUCGAUGAAGAGUCUGGUCUACAGUAUCGUGCUGAAUGCCGCCAUUGUGCUGGCCAAAAAGUCGGUGCUUUCUGUCGGAAACAAAAACGGUGGAAUAGACAAUCCGAUCGACGAAGCGCCAAUUGAUGACAGUCCGGACAUCAACUUGCCCGACGACAAUAACUUAGACGACGUAAACCCAGUCGCAGAGGAGAUAUUCUCGUCGUGGGCGUUAUUCAUUGUCUUCUUCUUGCUAUGUGCGGCAUUAUGGUCCUCAUACUACUUGCAACAGAGGAGGAUCAAGGCGAUCCACGAGACAGUCUUGUCGAUUUUCUACGGUAUGGUGAUAGGGUUGGUUAUUCGUGUUUCUCCUGGUCACUACAUCCAGGAUGCGGUCAAGUUCAACUCGAGCUACUUCUUCAAUAUUCUUCUUCCUCCCAUCAUCUUGAAUUCGGGUUACGAGUUGCACCAAGCCAAUUUUUUUCGAAAUAUAGGUUCAAUCCUGACGUUUGCCAUUCCAGGUACGUUUAUUAGCUCGAUUGUUGUGGGAAUCAUCUUAUUCAUUUACACGAAGUUGGGAUUUGAGAGCAUCAACAUUUCAUUCGUUGAUGCCUUGGCAGUUGGUGCUACGUUGUCUGCCACAGAUCCGGUCACCAUCUUAUCCAUUUUCAAUUCCUACAAGGUUGAUCCUAAACUAUAUACGAUAAUUUUUGGUGAAUCCUUGUUGAACGAUGCGAUCUGCAUUGUUAUGUUCGAAACUUGUCAAAAGUUCCAUGGAAAACACGCUCAAUUUUCUUCCUUCUUUGAAGGUAUCUCACUUUUCUUGGUAACCUUCACGAUAUCCACUUUGAUUGGUUUGGUAAUGGGUGUCUUGAUUGCUUUGGUUCUCAAGCAUUCUCACAUACGCAGAUAUCCCCAAAUUGAAACUUGCUUGGUCUUGUUAUUUGCCUAUGAAUCAUACUUUUUCUCUAACGGCUGUCAUAUGUCAGGUAUUGUAUCGUUACUUUUCUGUGGUAUCACUAUGAAACAUUACGCUUAUUACAACAUGUCUCGCCGUACCCAAAUAGCUACAAAAUACAUUUUCCAAUUGCUUGCACAACUAUCGGAGAAUUUCAUCUUUAUUUAUCUUGGUUUGUCUCUAUUUACCGAAGUGGAAUUGGUUUUCAAGCCCCUUUUGAUCAUAGUCACAUUUGCUUGUAUUUGUGUUGCAAGAUGGGCUGCAGUCUUCCCGCUUUCAAGAUUUAUCAACUGGUUUUCACGUAAUAGAAAGCAAGCCCGUGGAUUGACCUCUUUAUCUGUUGCUCAAGAUGAAAUUCCUUAUAAUUAUCAGAUGAUGCAGUUCUGGGCUGGACUAAGAGGUGCUGUCGGUGUGGCAUUAGCCAUGGGUCUUCAAGGAGAGGCAAAAUUUGCCUUAUUGGCAACUGUCCUGAUUGUCGUCGUAUUGACUGUCAUUUUGUUUGGUGGUACAACAGCUGGUAUGUUAGAAAUGUUAAAUAUCAAGACAGGAUGCAUUGAAGAAGAUGUAAGUGACGAUGAAUUUGAUAUAGAAAUGCCCGCACACACUCCAAAUGCCAAUGCAGCAAACGCUUUGAACAUGAAUCUGAACUCGGCUUCAAGCUCACAGUAUUUCGACAAAUUCAAUAUUUCGGGCUCGAGAUCCAGAGCACCUUCUGAGGAUGAAAUGGCUGUUCCAAAUUCCUUGGUUGAAGUUGAGCUUCCUCAAUCAUCCGCUAACAACCUUGCCUCGUUUCCCAAAUCUUCUUUUGAAAUGACAAAUCAGCUAACUUCACCUGCAAUAGAUUUGAAUGCUAGUGUAGGUGCAGCUGGUAGCGAGAGCAUCCGACAGUCUCCGUCUACAAACAGUCCCUCAAAUUCUGGUAUUCAUUUGAGUGAAAUAUUCAGUGUUGAUGAGCACGCAAAAUGGUUUACGAAUUUUGAUGAACACGUUUUGAAGCCGGUUUUGUUGGACUCACUUCCUGCAGAUGCUACGAAAAACACAAAUUCUGAGCAAUGAUGUUCGGUAAAAAAAAGUUGAAAAGCUAUGGAAAAUCUGUUUGUAAAUUAUUACACGAACUUGUGAAUACGUAUUUAUAGAGAAAUAUACAUAUCUUCAUCUCUAUCACCUAAUUAUGUAUUUUCAUAUACAGCUUGAUGUACAGACAAAAAACAAUAAGUCGCUACAUGCGAAUUGCACUAAG